Molecule: messenger RNA, 474 nt
Organism: Lodderomyces jiufengensis
Lineage: Eukaryota; Fungi; Ascomycota; Pichiomycetes; Serinales; Debaryomycetaceae
Exons: 1
Coding region: 1-474 (157 amino acids)
Source: RefSeq, a predicted model, not a curated record
AUGGAAUCAUCAUAUUCAAGAUCAUCAUCAUAUAUAGAUGAAGAAACAAGAGCUAAAAUUAUUGAGAAUUCAAUGAAUGCAAGAAAAUCAGUUAGUGAAGGUUAUAAUAAAGGACAAAGGUUGAAUUUUUCUGGAAACUAUCAAAGAGUUCCAUUACCUUCAAAUUUAAAUAAUAAACCUCCAAUGUUAAGUAAUUCUGAAAGUACAAGAACUUUAUCAAAUUUAGAAGAAUGGGAUAGUUAUUUUCAAAUUAAUAAUGCUCCAAUUCAAACGUUAGAAAGUUUUAACGAAGAAUCAUUUUUCAAUAAUAAUAAUAAUCAACAACAAAACCCAUUGAAAAGAAAAUUCCAAGAGAAUGGUAAUAAUAGUGGUAUUAAUUUGAAUAUGAAUAAUAACAAUAAUAAUUUCAUUGAACCUGAAAUUGCUCAAUAUCAAGCUAAAUAUGGAGCUUUAAGUUUUAAUGAAGAAUUUUAA